Molecule: messenger RNA, 5305 nt
Organism: Coturnix japonica (Japanese quail)
Lineage: Eukaryota; Metazoa; Chordata; Aves; Galliformes; Phasianidae
Gene: GRB10
Product: growth factor receptor bound protein 10
Biological process (GO): negative regulation of insulin receptor signaling pathway; insulin receptor signaling pathway; negative regulation of Wnt signaling pathway
Molecular function (GO): insulin receptor binding
Source: RefSeq, a predicted model, not a curated record
UCAGCUGGGCGCGGGGCGAGCGCGCGGCGGCGACGGGGCGCCGUUAGUAGAGGGAGCGGUGGCGGCAGCAGCGGAGCGGGUAGAAGUUUUUCCCCGCUGAGCCCUCCCGCAGCCCGGGGCCGCCUUAGGUAGGCUCGGAAGUCCCCGUGCGUGCUGGUUUUGCUUUCCGAAACGCGUGUUCUUGUGGGAGCCCCGGCGACACGAAGACCACCCCCAUCCCCGCCGGAGCCGCUCACGACCCCCUUCCUCCGAGCCCCGGAACUCGGCGGGCCGCGGGCGGGCGGGUGCUGGCCGGCAGCCCUGCAGGUCCUGUGAAGCACUAGAUGUAAUUUGAAGAAAAUUUGAAGGAACAAAUGGCUUUAGCUGGCUGCCCAGACUCCUUUUUACAUCUUCCUUAUCGGAUAGACAAUGUAGAUCAGACUUCAGCUCAUGGUCGGCGGGAUCUGGUGGAGCCAGGUUUCCAGGAACCAUCUAAUCGCAUGUCCCUAAAUCACCAAGAUGACGACGUGGACCUAGAAGCUUUGGUAAAUGACAUGAAUUCAUCAUUUGAAAGUUUGUACUCGACGUGCAGUAUGCAGUCAGAAACCACUCCGCUCCUUCAGAAUGGCCAGUUUAACCGCAGCCCACUGCCCAGCUCAGGAUCCAGCGCCCUGCAGCCCACAUCUCCCAGGCAGAAAGUGCAGCGGUCUCAGCCCGUGCGCAUUAUGGCAGUCAGGCGUCUACAAGAAGAAGAACAGCAAUUCAGAACAUCAUCGUUGCCAGCCAUACCAAAUCCAUUUCCAGAACUCUGUAGUCCCGCAAGCUCUCCCGUGCUGGCCCCUGGAUCUUUACCUCAGAGUCAACCUGCUAAUAAACAUGAACAGGCUUAUCAUGUUUCAGAAGGCAUUGUCAGGCAUACUGAAGAAUGCUCAGCUGUCAUGCAAGAACCGGGCAUGAAGAAACUGCUUCAGGAUGUAAAAGUCUUUAGUGAAGAUGGAACGAGCAAAGUGGUCGAGAUUCUAGCAGACAUGACAGCCAGGGACCUCUGCCAGCUGCUGGUUUACAAAAGUCAUUGUGUGGAUGAUAACAGCUGGACUCUAGUGGAGCAUCACCCUCACCUAGGAUUAGAGAGAUGCUUGGAAGAUCACGAGCUCAUAGUUCAAGUUGAGUCCACAAUGGGAAGUGAAAGCAAAUUUUUGUUCAGGAAGAAUUACGCAAAAUAUGAGUUUUUCAAAAAUCCCAUGAAUUUCUUUCCAGAGCAAAUGGUUGCCUGGUGCCAACAAACAAAUGGCAGUAUUCCACAGUCACAACUUCUGCAGAACUUUCUAAACUCCAGUAGCUGUCCUGAAAUACAAGGUUUCUUGCACGUGAAAGAGCUGGGUAGGAAAUCAUGGAAGAAAUUGUAUGUGUGUUUGAGGAGGUCAGGACUUUAUUGUUCUACAAAAGGAACUUCAAAGGAGCCAAGACAUUUGCAAUUGUUGGCUGACCUAGAAGACAGCAAUAUCUUCUCAUUGAUAGCAGGCAAGAAGUUGUACAAUGCACCUGCAGAGUAUGGAUUUUGUAUAAAGCCCAACAGAGUAAGAAAUGAAACGAAGGAACUGAGGUUGCUGUGUGCUGAAGAUGAGCAAAGUAGGACAUGCUGGAUGACUGCCUUUCGACUCCUCAAGUAUGGAAUGCUGCUGUAUCAGAAUUACAGAAUACCCCAGCAGAGAAAAGCCAUGCUUCCACACUUUUCCACUCCAGUUAGAAGUGUAUCUGAAAACUCACUAGUAGCAAUGGAUUUUUCGGGGCAAAUAGGAAGAGUUAUUGAAAAUCCUGUUGAAGCACAGAGUGCUGCCAUGGAAGAAGGACAUGCUUGGAGGAAACGUAGCACAAGAAUGAACAUCUUGGGUAGCCAAAGUCCACUCCACCCUUCCACACUGAGUACAGUUAUUCAUAGGACACAGCAUUGGUUUCAUGGCAGAAUCUCCAGAGAAGAAUCUCACAGGAUUAUUAAGCAACAAGGGCUAGUAGAUGGGCUAUUUCUUCUCCGGGACAGCCAAAGCAAUCCAAAGGCAUUUGUACUUACACUUUGCCAUCAUCAAAAAAUAAAGCAUUUUCAAAUCUUGCCGUGCGAGGAUGAUGGACAGAUAUUUUUCAGCCUGGAUGAUGGGAACACCAAAUUCAGUGAUCUAAUCCAGCUUGUUGAAUUCUAUCAACUAAACAAAGGAGUCUUGCCCUGCAAACUCAAACACCACUGCAUCCGAGUGGCCUUAUGACCUCAAAUUUGACUCUCACUGAAGACUGGAUUUGCUAGAAGAGUAAUUGUAAGAGAACGUUGAUACUGGGGAAUUGGCAGAUUUGUAAGUUGGUAAAAAUAAAUAAAAAUAUUAUGCACCUUGGGACUCUGAAAGGGAUGGAUUCAACAGGUGCCAACAGACCGACAUUACUGGUUUGUCUAACACCUAAGAGUGAUUGCUGCUGAGUGUCCCAGCAUCCCAAAAAAUGGGGGUGGGGUGGGGGAGGGUUCGUAAAACUAUUAGUAAAUUUGAAACAAAACUGGAAACUAUCUUGGCUGGGCCACUUAACAGGAACAAGUGUGAAGAUAAAUCUUUGAAAAGAACUCUUGCCCUGGAAUAAUCUUGACAAUUAAGACUAGUGUGUUUACUUUUUGUAUUGAUCACUUUUUUUGCACUCCUACUUUGUUUUGGAUAUUGUAUGCAGCCUAUAUUAGGAGCUGAUGUGGCUUUUAAAAUUCAUGCAGGAGUUGGGUAUUAAUCUGCACCCUAAAAUGUAUGGAAUGCUUCAGCCUAAACGGAUCUAGAAGAAAAUCAAGAAGUGUGCGUGUCAUGUGUCUGUAUGUGUGUGUGUGCGUGUGUGCAUCUCAAAACUUCUCUGGAGACCUGAGGUUCCGUGAUCUGCAGAAGUCUUUGAAGAAGCAAUGAGGAUACAAUUCUAACAGAACAUACCACCAUGUGUGUACUCUCAAAACUGUUGACUUGUAGCAUUAUGGCUGUAGUAUGUUGUGGCAUAUUAGUGGCAUCCAGUCAUGCGAAGACUGUAUUAGAUUCUAUGCACAAACUUUUAUUAUUGAAGUGGUUUGUUUUUUACAGCCUUUUGACUGUUUUCCUGAGGAAACCUACUGUUACUAAACAGAGUAGGACUGAAUGACAGUUGUAUCUGAAACCACCCUUUGUUUUUUUUGUGAGAAGAUUCUUCUACAGGUAGUCUUAGUUAGAGAAAACAAAAGCAAACAAAUAGCAACAACAAAAAAGAAACAACAGUGUUUUUAGCUUUAUAGCUCCUUGAAUUUUCAGACUGUUUCAAAGAGCUGUUUCCGUAUUGUAAAGCUACCAUGACACAAAGCUCUUUUGGGGAAUAGGGCAUAGAAGUAUCUCCCUUCUGCUUUUGGAAUGGCCAUGAAAGUUUGCAUGGUGAGAAAGAACAUACUGGGAAUGGAAACUCAUUUCAUUGGGAUUUGCAAUUGUGAACCAGCUGCUGGCAAUGCCAUCCAUGGAGGUAACUGGUGAUUCCUGUGUUGUACACACUAAUGCACACCAGUACCUACUGCAGACAAGCAUAUAUCCUGCUCUGGUGCUGGUUUGUCAUCAGAAUCACCUUUUUGUUAAUGCUUAAAUCAAUUAUUUAAUGUUUACACAAUGAUUCUUUCUGAUGAUAAAUCAGUACUAAAAUUAAACGAGUCCCUUUUUAACUCCCUGAAUUGCAAAUAACAUCCUUUGAACAACACAGUCCGUGCAGGAGCUGUUACUGGAUUAGCUUUCCAACACUUCAUGCGGUUAUCCAUAGUAUGAAAUGGAACCUUCAGAACGUAUCGCAGAAGGGAGCAUUCUUGAGAUGGUGAACAAUUUACACAGACCCGUUCAUCCUUACUAAUGUUUGCCACUGGGUUUGAAAUCCUGGCCAUCGGAAAUGGUAGACAAGGAAGAGAAUUCCACACCUUUAGGUCUUCAUGUAGUGUUGAGAAUAGCUUAAGACAAACCAUAACCUGCCUGAGUUGUCCAUAUCAGCUUAUAACUAUGUCAAUGGUAUAGAAACACUGUAUUUUAGUUUACAGAACACAUUUAGUAUUUUUUUUUCCAUUUAAUGUCUAGAUAUACAAAUGAAGAAACUUGAUUUUGUUUUUAGUAGAAACCUUUUUUUGUUUUGUUUUUUUUUAUAUUAAUUGUACAUAGUGAAACGAGUGUUCCUGCUUUCUAGACAAUGUAUUUUAAAACCUUGAAAUUAAGCUAACUUAAGUCUGACUUCACUUUGCAUGCUUCUAUUUGGCCCCUCUUAGGAGAAAAACGAUACUUGUAUUGACUACAUUACCAGUUUAAUAAGACCAUUUAUGCUGUAGUUUUAAGUUUUUCUGUUUACAUAGCUUAGUGACAGCCAUGCAUUUUUCCCAGUAGGCGGAUAGUACUUGCAGUGUUUCAUAUUUAUAAAAAAAAAAAAAAAAAAAGAAUAGAAAAAGAAAAAAAGAAAAACUUGCAUCUUAUUUAAAUUGAGAAUAAAAGUUUGACUAUGAAUCAUGAUUUUUGUAUGUAGAUGGUUGACUUAGUAUUUUGUACUUUUCCCAGCUAAAAAUGAGCUGUUUUGAGAAGGUGAUCGCCUUCAAAGUGGCAACAAUCUUACUUAAGCAGAUCACUGCUUUGUCUUCUUUCUGCUGGAAAACAGCCGAUACCACCUUAGUUUUCCAGCAGAUUCAGCUGGCUGCCAGCUCAGAAUACCAAGGACUGAAGGACAUUUGACUCUUAUUUUUGUAUUUAAAUGACAUGAAUGUAAAGGGGAUGCUCAGGGUUGUUUUGGAGCCUGUUGAAUUUUUAUCUUUUUGCCUGUGAUUUUAUUUUCUAAAUAAAUACUUCAUGUAGCAAUCUUGAAUAUGUUGAGAAGGAAAAUGCCAAACCAUUUUGGUAAUGAGGUUACUAGUUAAGUUAUGUUAUGAUAGGUGUUAAAAGUACAAGAAAACUUUUUAUUUGUUAAUUAAUCUUGAAGAAACACGUGCCUCAGUUUAGAUGUUUUGUCUUAUCUUUUCUGCACUAAAUACCUGACAGUUUGACCAAUCAAUGCACCUUUCCAGUGGCAAGACUUGCUUAUCGUAAAUUAUAUUGUCACAAUGCAAGAUUUAGUGACUGUAAAAUGGAAUAAAGUUUAAAGUUUCAGGGAAUGCAAAAGGUAUUAACUUAAGAGACAAAACCUUUAUUCAAUAUGCUUUGCUUCAUACUGUAAAUAGCUUUUUGGCUUGUGAACCUAAUUGUAAUCUUUCAGGUAUUUUUGUACAAAUAAGGGACUGAUAUUCUGUUUCUUGUAAUUAGAAAUAAACGUUAAUACAAUGCUAUUCAUUUUA